This is a messenger RNA of Dermacentor andersoni, 1032 nucleotides long. RefSeq lists its product as uncharacterized. Lineage: Eukaryota; Metazoa; Arthropoda; Arachnida; Ixodida; Ixodidae. The record is from RefSeq and is a predicted model, not a curated record.
GUGUGCAGAAGUCGGGCAAGCCGAGGCGGCUCGUGGUUGCAUUUCCGCUUUCUUUCGGUGCGCGUAGUGCUGGAGGUCGCGUAAUCUCAAAAGUUCGGAGACACGUUGAAGGGAGCAACAAAACAAACGUUCGCUCCCCUCUGCGUUCUUCAAGCCAACUUGAUAGCGAUUGUUCGCGGUCGUCAAAUGAGAUAUGUUCAUUUAUGCCUGUGCUCGCGUGACACCAUGGUUAUUAGUAAGCUAAUGAUUACUGUUACGGCAGGUAAAACUACGUACCUUAGUUUGAGUUGUGGUCUAAUGCUUUGCUAUCGCUAUUAGUGCUUCGCGUUUUGGGUGAAAAUACGUGUUUUUUCUAUUUUCUUUUAGUCAAACGAGCCAAUAAUUUAACAUGGGAGUCGGUGGUUAGCGUUGACUAACUGCGAAGAAUAUACAAUUCUCUUUUUACCGCAACGUCACCCCUUCUCUUACAACUUGCAUUCAAAUUUCGCACAAUGAUGUAUAAUAUAAUUAUAUACAGCGUUGUUCCGGAGAAUACAUGUUGUAUAGAUUUCGCACGAAUUUUGCUUACAUACGCGUUUUGUUUUUUUUUCGCCUAGAGCUCUGCAAUGCGCUCUGCAUUGCUUUGUGAACACUAAUGAUGUUCUUUCGUUGCGUCUAUAAUUUCAGAAAUGAAAAAUGCAGCCGAGGCAAAGGCGCAAUGCAAUGUGCCAGGCACUGUGUCCGAGGCCUCAGUGUCAGAUGAAACCGUGGAAGCUUGCACAUCUAGUCUCUCCUCAGUGCAAUAUGAGAAGACUGUCCCAGUAGGUGCCUCCAUAGAAAAUGAAUCGGCCUGCAUGCCUGUGCAAGAAUCACAGCCUGGCUGCUCUAAAGACUCCGCACCGUGGCCCCAUGUGGAAGAGCCCCCACUUGACAGCCCAGUGGUUGCCAUGGAGAAAGAGAUCCGCGAUACUGAAUGCGGCCAAGGCUCCACUGCCCAGUGGUGAUAUCCAGAUUGCAGCUCCCCACGUCUACACAUGCAGCGAGCACACGUGU